AUGGAGGGCCAACGAGCAGCUGGUGGUGCGAUACUUGGGGGCUCGAGGCCGGUGCGUGCAGGCGCAGCUACGCCGUACGAGGGCCGACGCGCCGCGCGAGGCCACAGGGCUGAUGGCAGCGAGGUCAAGGUCGAGCACGACAUGCGUCCAUGGCGGCAGGCUGCUCGUCCCUCCGAUCCUGGCUCAUCCUCAGGGUGGGCGCGAGCCAGGCAUGCGUCGCCGCAGGCGGUGCGGACGAGCACGACUAGCGAGAAAUAA
Molecule: messenger RNA, 258 nt
Organism: Miscanthus lutarioriparius
Lineage: Eukaryota; Viridiplantae; Streptophyta; Magnoliopsida; Poales; Poaceae
Source: the annotation of a GenBank genome assembly